CCCACCUUCUCAAAGUUGAACGCUGUGAUUAUCGUGUAAAUCAAAUCACAAUGGGGUCUAAAAUAUAGCCUUAUGAUUGAACAUGUUGUUCUCACACCAACUUAGAAAAUAAUAGGCCCAUUAUAAGCCAUCUAAUUCCAACGAAAAGGCCGAUAAUCCCAUAAUGUCCGGACCAACACAUCUCGAGCCCUCAGAGCUGGGCACCAAAGAAUAUUGGGACAACCUCUACACAGCCGAAAUAACAAACCACACCCACAACCCCUCCGACAUUGGUACCGUAUGGUUUGACGAUUCCGACGCCGAAUCCAAACUCAUCGACUUCCUAUCCGACCCUCCACACUCCCUCGAUCUCGGCCUCGAUUCCUCCCCGAACAAAACCACAUUCCUAGACCUAGGCACAGGUAACGGAUCCCUGCUCUUCGGUCUACGCGAUGCGGGAUGGACAGGGCGUAUGCUAGGCGUAGAUUACUCCCGUCAAAGCGUAGAAUUCGCGCGUCGCAUCGCAGAGUCCCGGAAGAAGCUCGCCGAUGAAUCAGAGGAAGGACUUAACAACGAGGCAGAACCAAUCGAGUUUGCCGAACACGAUAUCCUACGAACACCUUCAUCUGCCCUUUUAAGCGCUGGAAAAGGCUGGGAUGUCGUCCUAGAUAAAGGGACUUUUGAUGCUAUAUCAUUAUCCUCCGAAACUGACCCCACGACCGGCCGUCGGGUAAGUGAGUCUUAUCGAGAGAAAAUAAUACCGCUUGUACGCGGCGACGGUGGUUUAUUCCUCGUUACUAGUUGCAAUUGGACCGAGGCCGAGUUACUGAGUUGGUUUGAAGGCUCUCGGGAUGACGAGACAAGGGAGUGGCGUUUCGAAGAGGUUGGUAGGAUCGAAUAUCCCACUUUCAACUUUGGUGGUGUCAAGGGGCAAACCAUUAGCAGUAUAUGUUUUAGAAAAGUCAGAAAUGCUGGAAGCUAACAAUUGGUUACUUCCAUGGGAUGUAGGCGUGGGUUAGGCUAGAUGAAAACAAGAUACCCUCAAUUAGUAAAAUUAUAGUAAAAUCACAACAAAAUGCAAGUCAGACACCACAACACUAUUUGAUCGAGAUCUAUUAAACUCAUGUUUUUUUCGUCUUUUUUAUCUUACAAUUACCAGACA
Messenger RNA from Hypoxylon trugodes, 1141 nucleotides. RefSeq names its product putative S-adenosylmethionine-dependent methyltransferase of the seven beta-strand family. Bases 164 to 961 code for a protein of 265 amino acids. Gene Ontology annotation, molecular function: protein-lysine N-methyltransferase activity. Gene Ontology annotation, cellular component: cytoplasm. Lineage: Eukaryota; Fungi; Ascomycota; Sordariomycetes; Xylariales; Hypoxylaceae. Gene Ontology annotation, biological process: peptidyl-lysine monomethylation; peptidyl-lysine dimethylation. The record is from RefSeq and is a predicted model, not a curated record. The transcript is spliced from 2 exons.